Callithrix jacchus (white-tufted-ear marmoset) is the source of this 4983-nucleotide messenger RNA. RefSeq names its product RasGEF domain family member 1A (gene RASGEF1A). NCBI's taxonomy places the organism in Eukaryota, Metazoa, Chordata, Mammalia, Primates, Cebidae. Gene Ontology annotation, molecular function: guanyl-nucleotide exchange factor activity. The record is from RefSeq and is a predicted model, not a curated record. Gene Ontology annotation, cellular component: plasma membrane. Gene Ontology annotation, biological process: Ras protein signal transduction.
GCGGCCGCCCCGGGCCAGCUCGGUCUCCUCCAGAGCCAGACCCAGCCUCUCACCCAGCUCAGGCUCUGGGCGCUGAAAUUCAGACCCCCAGAGAGGGCGCUGUUCGGCUCUGCACGUCUUUCCUGUCCACAUCCUCCAAGUGACUGGGGUCCACCACAGGAACGCUCUGAGGGGAAGCCCCGUCACCUGACAGAUUUCCUUCUGAGGCUGGGGCUCUGAGGGCGGGAGGAGCCUCACUGUGCCAAGUGCCCGGCCCACCCCUCGCCUUGGCUCAGAUCAGCCCUACCACAAAAGCAGCUGCCGUUUCCCCGCGUUCCAAGGAAAUGGAAGGACAGGGAGUUCUGUGUGACGCCCGCCUCAGGCCAGAGCUGUGUGGAGUGAGCGCCCCGUCAGGGGAGGCAUUCGAGCCAAACGCUGGCCUAGCACCUGCUGUAGUUCCGUAGUGGACGCCUACCAUCAGGUCAGGCCGGGGCGGGGUAAGGAGGCUUCCCCACCCCGCGCCGAGCCCCGACCCGCCCCGCGCCCGCUCGCUGUCUCUGUGCGCCAGCACCGACCCCCGGCGCAGCUGCCCCCGGAGUCCCGCCCAGCUCCACACCCCGGCAUCUACGGUGCCCCCACACCUAGCGCCAGGCGCGCUCCCCGGUGCAGACAGCGCCCCCAGACCGCGCUCUAGGCCGCCCGCGCCCCCGUCCCCGCCCCUCCGCCACGCCGCGCUACUAGCCUCGGCCCGUUCCUGGCUCGCCUCGCGGAUCCUUGGCCCCGCCUGGACCCCACUGUCCUCCGCCCAGUCCCCGGUCCCCAGCGUUCCUGGUCCUGCCCCUCUGGCGGGGGCGCCCAGCGACCCGGACUGGCACGGGGGCAGGCACUUGCCUGCCUCGUGGGCAGAGGAGCCGCCGCUCGCGAGACGCCGGCCGGGGCAAUACGACGAAGGGAGCAGGCGGUCAGGAUGUUCCUGGAGCCCCAGGAAACUAUGCCCCAGACAUCUGUCGUCUUCUCCAGCAUACUUGUGCCCAGCUGUAGCGGACAGGUGCAGCCUGGCAUGGGGGAGCGUGGAGGCGGGGCCGGCGGCGGCUCUGGGGACCUCAUCUUCCAAGAUGGACGCCUCAUCUCGGGGUCCCUGGAGGCCCUGAUGGAGCACCUUGUUCCCACGGUGGACUAUUACCCUGAUAGGACAUACAUCUUCACCUUUCUCCUGAGCUCCCGGGUCUUCAUGCCCCCUCAUGACCUGCUGGCACGCGUGGGGCAGAUCUGCGUAGAGCAGAGGCAGCAGCUGGAGGCCGGGCCUGAAAAAGCCAAGCUGAAGUCCUUCUCAGCCAAGAUUGUGCAGCUCCUGAAGGAGUGGACGGAGGCCUUCCCCUAUGACUUCCAGGAUGAGAAGGCCAUGGCCGAGCUGAAAGCCAUCACACACCGUGUCACCCAGUGCGAUGAGGAGAAUGGCACAGUGAAGAAGGCCAUUGCCCAGAUGACACAGAGCCUGCUGCUGUCCCUGGCUGCCCGGAGCCAGCUCCAGGAACUGCGAGAGAAGCUCCGGCCAUCGGCUGUAGACAAGGGGCCCAUCCUCAAGACCAAGCCACCUGCUGCCCAGAAGGACAUCCUGGGCGUGUGCUGCGACCCCCUGGUGCUGGCCCAGCAGCUGACUCACAUUGAGCUGGACAGGGUCAGCAGCAUUCACCCUGAGGACUUGAUGCAGAUUGUCAGCCACAUGGACUCCUUGGACAACCACAGGUGCCGAGGGGACCUGACCAAGACCUAUAGCCUGGAGGCCUACGACAACUGGUUCAACUGCCUGAGCAUGCUGGUGGCCACUGAAGUGUGCCGGGUGGUGAAGAAGAAGCACCGGACCCGCAUGUUGGAGUUCUUCAUUGACGUGGCUCGGGAGUGCUUCAACAUCGGGAACUUCAACUCCAUGAUGGCCAUCAUCUCUGGCAUGAACCUCAGUCCUGUGGCGAGGCUGAAGAAAACCUGGUCCAAGGUCAAGACAGCCAAGUUUGAUGUCUUGGAGCAUCACAUGGACCCAUCCAGCAACUUCUGCAACUACCGCACAGCCCUGCAGGGGGCCACGCAGAGGUCCCAGAUGGCCAACAGCAGCCGUGAGAAGAUCGUCAUCCCUGUGUUCAACCUCUUCGUUAAGGACAUCUACUUCCUGCACAAAAUCCACACCAACCACCUGCCCAAUGGACACAUUAACUUCAAGAAAUUUUGGGAGAUAUCCAGACAGAUCCAUGAGUUUAUGACAUGGACACAGGUAGAGUGUCCCUUCGAGAAGGACAAGAAGAUUCAGAGUUAUCUGCUCACGGCACCCAUCUACAGUGAGGAAGCUCUCUUCAUUGCCUCCUUUGAAAGUGAGGGUCCCGAGAACCACAUGGAAAAGGACAGCUGGAAGACCCUCAGAGGCCAAGGCAAGAAGAUCACUUGAAAUCAGGAGCUCAAGAACAGCCUGGACAACAAAUCAAGACCCUGUAUCUACACACACACACAAACAACAACAACAAAAAAAUGAGUUAGAUGCAGUGGGGCGUGCCUGUGGUCCCAGCUACUUGGGAGGCUGAGGUGGGAGGAUCACUUAAGCCCAGGAGGUUGAGGUUGUAAUGAGCCAUGACUACCCCACUGCACUCCAGCCUUGGAGACAGAGCAAGAUCCUGUUAAUUAAAACAACAAACAAAUAAACAAAAAUGCCCAACAAGGAAGAGAAAGGAAGUCAUUGGCAAGCUCAUUCAUGAACACAUAUUAAAAACACCUGAAGUAUAUACAUACCCACACCCCCGACACGAAUACUUAUGAGAUAUGUAAAUGUGAAUACCUGUGUGUAUAUAUGUAUGCAAACCAAAACCACCAAUGUAAAGUAAAUAUAACACAUGACUGACUGGAAUUUGUCCUAAUAAUGCAAGGGCACUUGAGAAAAUCUAUUAACUCAAUUUAUCUCAUUCACUUCUGGUGGGAAUGCAAAAUGGUACAGUCACACUGGAAGACAGUUUGGCAGCUUCCUACAAAGCUAAGCUAAACAUUCUCUUACCAUAUGAUCCAGCAAUUGUGUUCCUUGUUAUUCAUUCCAAGGUUGAAAACAUGUCCACACAAAAACCUGCACAAAGAUGUUUACUGCAGUUUUAUUAAUAAUUGCCAAAAUUUGGAAGCAACCAAGAUCCCCUUCAUAGGUGAUUGGGUAAACUUUGGUUAUGUUUAGACAACGAAAUAUUAUUUCGUACUAAAAAGAAAUGAGCUCUCAAGCCAUAAAAAGGCGUGGAAGAAGCUUAAAUUCAUAUUACUAAGUCCAAGAAGCCAAUCUGAAAAGGCUACAUACUGUAUGAUUCCAACUAUAUGACAUUCUGGAAAAAGCAAAACUAUGGAAACAGUAAAAACAUCAGUGGUUGCUAGGGGUUAGAUGGUAGAGAGAGACGAGUAGUCAGCCUAGAGGAUUUUUGGGGCAUUGAGACUGUUCUGUAUCAUACUGUAACAUUAUACAUUUGUCUAAACCCAUAGCAUAUAGAAAACCAAGAGCGAACCCUAAUGUAAACUAUGGACUUUAGGUGAUUAUUUUGUGUCAAUGUGGGUUCACUGGUUGUAACAAAUGUACUACUAUUAUGGCAGAUGUAGAUAACAGAAAAAACUGUGCAUGUGUGUGGACAGGGGGUGUUAAAGGAAACUCCACGUACCUUCUGUUCAGUUUCUCUGUGAACCUAAAACUGCUCUAAAAAAUAAAUUCUAUUGAAGAAAGUAGAAAUCAUAAGGAAGAAAGAUUAGUUACAAUAAAGUUAAUUUUUAUUCCUCAAAAAGUACCAUCAAAAUUGGGAAAAGACAAACCCCAUUGGGUCUUAAUGAGAGAAGAUAUCUGCAAACAUUAAACCAACAAGAAUUGGCAUCCAGAAUAUGUAAAGAAUCCCUAUGAACUGGUAAAAAUGGACAAAAAGAUUGGAGAUAAAUCCUAACUACAGUUCACGCCUACAGCCCACCAAAUUGGCAAGAAUAAGCCUGACAAAAUUAAGCACUGUCAAGGAUGCAUAAUGAACUCACCCAGUGCUGGAAGGUGGUCCUCUCUGGAAAGUUAAACAUGCACACAAUUGAUGGCUCAGCAUUUUUACUCCUGGAGAAAUUCUGGCACACUUACAAGAGAUAUACAGUGAUGUUCACGACAACAGGCUUGUAAUAGCAACAGCAAACCACAAAAAUCUGUACACAACCAAAACAGUUACCAACAAGAGAAUAUAAAAACAACCUGGAAACAACCAAAGUAUCUACUAACAGUAGAAUAAGUAUAGUAGUACAUUCAUACUGAAGCGGUUAAAAUAUGCCAUUCUGCCAUGCUAUUUAAAUUGAAGACAUGUGAAAAACAGCAGGGGCAAAAAGGUGAGUGACCUUUGUGCUGUUUCUUAAGAGCAGGAGACGGAUUCCACUGUGAAAGACACUCUAUACUAGAAGGAAAGGCAACAAAUAUCCCUAUCUUCAAUGACGAGAAGUUUGAGACCAGGAGAAUAUUGUACAAACCUUGUUAGAAUAAGUAUUUUUUUAAGCUUCCCACAUAAUAUAGUCACAUUUUCACAGUUUACUAGUCUAUGUCCAAUUCAGUAUGUAAGUAACUGACUCUGCUUCUUUUGGUUUUUUCUUUAUUAGGGCUCCUGCACCACAUAAAAUUUGUAUUACAUAAAUUUAUAUGCUUUUUUCUUGUUAAUCUAUCCUAUGUCAAUUUAAUCUUCAAGCCCAGCUGGGACCCUAAGAAGAUGGGAGGGAAUUUUUCCCCUCCCUACAGUACAACUGGAAUACUAUUCAAUAAUAAACUAAUUUUGAGAAUAACAUGAGUGAACCUUAAAGACACUGAAUGAAAGAGAAUACAUAAUGAAAUAAUAAUGUAUAUAAAUUCAAAACCAGGCAAAAUAGUCUACUGGGAGACACAUAACUGGGAAAACUAUGAAGAAAACAAAUAAAAACUAUCGCAAAAAUCAGAGUGUGACUGUUAUGGAGAGGGUGAGUGCAGGUGAUUAAGAAGGGGCA